Messenger RNA from Hydra vulgaris (swiftwater hydra), 2427 nucleotides. Its product is annotated as GATA zinc finger domain-containing protein 7. The record is from RefSeq and is a predicted model, not a curated record. Lineage: Eukaryota; Metazoa; Cnidaria; Hydrozoa; Anthoathecata; Hydridae.
GAUUUUAUGCUGAUAAAUAAUCAUUAAAACUCAGUUGGGAAACUAAAAUAAAAUCAAUCAACGAUUCAAGUACAAUAGCCGAUUCAGGUAGAAGCCUGUGAGCGAUUCAUGUCAAUUAAGAUUACCAGUUGUUAAUUCAUCUCAUUAACACAGUUGAAUCGAAAUAUUAUUAAGUUUGUUAGUGUGCGUUUCAUAUUUAUCGUUUUAGCAAAUUAACAAAAUCAACGAUUAAACGCCAAACAAACGAUUAAUUUAUUAGAAGAUUAUAACUAUUUUCUUUUCGUCAACAGAAUAAAAACAGACACAAAGAUUUAUAAAUAUGUACAACAUUUAUUGUACUCAGAAAAAUGCGAUUGUCCAAAAGUUUUGGUUACUUAACUGGGGAUAAACAAAAUGGAAGAUAAAGAUACGCAGUUGAAUACUUUCGAUGCGUCUGACACAGUAUCCCCAUCGUUGCUUUACUCAUUAGUUAUGGCGGUAUUUUCGGCAUUUUGUUUAAUGGCAGUCGGUAUCUUUUUUAUAUCAAAUCGUAGAUGUUGCAAAAAAAAUAAAAAAGAUGAUCCAGAAUCUGUUUUACUAAAACAGAGACUAGCCGUUGAACAAAAAAAGAUGGCAAAGUAUAAGUUUGCAAUGCCAUCAGCAGAUCAUCCCCAAUUUAAUCCCAUAUUUCAGCAAGAAAAUAACGAGAUUGCUAAAGAAGUUAAAGAUUCCUACAAAUUAUUCGGAAACGCUUCAACAACGUUUUGUACAGAUAAAAAUAAAACAAUUAUGAUACAGAAUCUGAAUUUUAGUUCGAAUGAUCCAAACAAUAUUCCCAACAACAAGGUUCCUUAUCUAAACAAUAUUCCUAAAACCAAAGUUCCUAAUAACGAAAAUUGUUCCAAAGAAAACCUCACCGAAGAUGUUUCUAUUCACGAUAAUUUUAUGAAUAAUGAUAAUACAAAAAACAUAACCACUGGUUCAAACCAACAUUGUCAGCAAAAAAAAUUAAACAGACCGAAGGAAAACGACGUAAACGACCUAAAAAACACAUCCUCUCGACUUAAAGAACUGUUUCUUAAUCGUUGGAUAGAGCGAAGUGAAAGAAAUGAUGCUAGCAAACAAUCACCGAUGCAUUCCUCCAAUAAUUUGUCAUACGGUGAGGUAGAUUCAAUUUUAACAUCUGUUUCAAGAAUGGAUCCACAACGUGUCCAAAGAUUAAAAGAGUCUCAAUUUUAUAGAAAAAUUUUGGUUCCAACUGACGAAUAUUGUGAAGGUGACUUAUCAGAGGACAGCAUCGAAACAACCGCUAUCGAUGAAAUAAUUGCUGAGAAGUUGAACAAAGACCAUGAUCAUUUUAACUUAACUCAUGAUGAAAUAAUGCAAUAUAUUACUAAUAAAAGUAAAAAAGAACCACAUAAAGAUGACACCUUAAAAUGUGAUAAAAAUCAAGGAUGUUUUAUGACUAAUAAUUCGAUCGAAAAAAAAAGCGUUGACACUGAAAAUGACCGCGAAACAAUAAAGACCAAAAUUCCAGUAAAAAAAACUAAUAAAGAAUCAAGUUUAAUAGCGAAAAAAAAGAUAGACGACAAACGGCAAUCUAGACAUUCAAACAAUACUUUAUAUUUGCAAAAUAUACAGAGAUCAAAAACAGGUCUCGAGUCAAAAGCAAAACUUCAUGCGCUGAGAUAUUCUGAAAAACAUUGCGAAAGCUUGUUCAGAGUGAUAAAACCUACAGCAAACGGCGUGUUAAAUGAGUCAAACUUAACACAAAGUGAAAAUGAAACUGCUCUUGAAAAAACUGACAGCAACUUAUCAAAAUCAAGUAACAACCUAUCCGAACUAAGCAAAAACAAAAACAGCGAAAUAACGUUAGAUACUACUUAUUAUUCAAGGCCUAGCACUUUAAAAUUAAAAAGCAGAAAUACUGAUUUGGAGAUUACACUUGACUCCAUGAACAACAAUGAAACAAAAUCUUUAAAAACGUAUAAAUCUAGCAAUGACAAUUCUUGCAGUAGUUCUUCAUCUUCAUCUACUACAUCAUGGAAAGAGCUCUCAGAAAAACAAAAAGCAAAAAAAUCAUGCAAUUGUAGCGAAAUAUCUGAUAACACGCAAAUCACUCAUGAAAGUUUAACAAAAGCAUCAUGGCUUAAAAGCUGCAAUAAAGAAACUUCUCGCAUAGAACUAAACGAAAGCACUUUAAGCGAACUGAAAAUAAAUACAACUUUGAGUUCUGUGAAUUCUUAUUCAACUAGCACGAAUAAAUUUUCUCGUCCAAAAAUUAUAAAAACCAAAAGGCCAAAGCCCCCGAGAAGCUCAAAGCUUUCAAAAUAGUUUUUUUUAUACAAUAGGUUUUAUAAUGUAUAUUUUUAUAAUUUUUUUUACAUUUUAUAGAUUUUUUACAUUUUAUAGAAAAAUAUUUUAGGGUAUUCCAAUUAGAUUAUGAAA